Lacerta agilis (Sand lizard) is the source of this 3600-nucleotide messenger RNA. RefSeq names its product zinc finger protein 420-like. The transcript has 9 exons. Gene Ontology annotation, molecular function: RNA polymerase II cis-regulatory region sequence-specific DNA binding; DNA-binding transcription factor activity, RNA polymerase II-specific. Gene Ontology annotation, biological process: regulation of transcription by RNA polymerase II. The record is from RefSeq and is a predicted model, not a curated record. The coding region runs from base 363 to 3434 and encodes 1023 amino acids. Lineage: Eukaryota; Metazoa; Chordata; Lepidosauria; Squamata; Lacertidae.
UGAGAGAUUGCACAGACCGCCUGCAGCCUCCGACGCCCCGCUUCCAGCCGGGGACGGCGCCAGGGAACUGUAGUUCGCGGGCGCCGAAACGGAGCUGAGCGAGCGCGGGGAGCAGCGCCGGAAGACUAUCGCCUAACCACUGAGCAUCACUGCCAGGGAAUGGUCAGGGGCAGGUGGUGUAUAUGACGGUUGAACCCCAUCGACCACAAUCCAAUCCUUUAAAGGACUAGAAGAUCAACCAAGAAGAUAGCUGUUCCUUCCUCUCGUGUUUCUGGCCAGACUUUCAGGGAUUGAGAGCAAAGAUACGGUAGUUUUCUGUCAAUAAACCGGAUUCUAGAUUGGCCCAGUGAACUUUGGAAGCGAUGAAGAAGCAAAAAUCUACAGGUGUGGAACUGGAACUCAGACCAGACCCAGCAGGAAAAGCAAGCAGAGUGCUCCUGCCUGGAAUUACGAACAAGCGACCAGGAUAUGGAGCGUCUCAAGAUGGCAAAGGGGGACCCAGCAAAGGGAGGCAAGAGCAAUGGGAAGCCCAAUGGCAGCAGUUCCUGAAGACCCUACAGCCCCUUCACCCAGAAUGCAGAAGCCCCCCAGAGACGCCUGAGUCUGCCCCCUGGGAAGACGCCAAGGCCUUCCUGGCCUCCUUUGAGCAAGUGGCCAAAGCCUGCCGCUGGCCCAGAGGAGAGUGGGCGGCCCGGCUCCUGCCUGCGCUAAGUGGGGAAGCAGACGAGGCCUUCCAGAGCCUGGAAGCCGGAGACAGAGAGGAUUAUGGGAAGGUGAAGGCGGCCAUCUUGCGAGGCGCCGCCCUGAGGACGGAGGCCGAGCGCCAACACUUCCGGCGGUUCUGCUGCCAGCAGGUGGAGGACCCCCGGAGGAUCCACCUCCAGCUGCAGGAUCUCUGCCACCGAUGGCUGAAGCCGGAGAGACGCAGCAAGGAGCAGAUCCUGGAGUUGCUGGUCCUGGAGCAGUUCCUGGCCAGCCUCCCGCCAGAGCUGCAGAGCUGGAUCCGAGCAGGAGGACCAGAGUCGUGUUCGCAGGCUGUGGCCCUGGCGGAGGAGUUCCUGAUGGCCAGACAGCAGGUGGGCAGAAUAGACAAAUGGCAGGGGCCUCUGCAAGAGGUGUGUUUGGGUUCUCUGGAUGCAGUCGAGGAUCCCUCAGAAGCCGCCAAGGGGCAGGUCUGCUACGAAGGGAAGCAGGACAGCGAUGGGGAGAUCAGGUUGCUGGGCAGCGGAAUCAAGUGCUCAGGUCACUCUAGUUCCUUGUCUCCUGCGGAAGGACAGAGGAUGGCUGAAUCGGGUCUGAAUGAGGGGCUGGUGAGCCUCAAGGAGGCAGGUGUCUCAUUGCACCUAGUGGAGCCGUCUCUGAUCCAGCCAGGCCAACAGACAAUGUUCUGGCAAGUCCUGCAGGAGGAAGAUGGGAACUCCGAAUCCUUGGAGGGAUUUUUGGCGCCCAAACCUGAUUUCCCCUCCCACCCCAAAAAGGAGGACGAGGUGUUCCACCAGUUCUCGGUGCGAUGUGAACGACCCUCAGACCAAGCUAUGGAUGAUGGGAAGCGAAGCGAGCUCAAGGUGGAGAAUUCGCAAUAUGGAGGAAAUGACCCAGAGCCACAACCAGAUAUGGGCCAAGGGAAUGGACCAAUGGCAGCUGAGCUGUGUGAGAAAAGAUGUGAGUCAGACAGGGAACAGGGGAAGAAGCCUCUAGAAACUGAGAAUGGAUCCAACAAGUUCUCAGAAGGUCUUGGAGUUGUGGGUAGAGGAAAUUGCUCUGUUGAUACAAGGGAGGAGAAGCUCUCGUUCGCAAAGUAUGGUAGACUGACCCGCUGUAAAUCAGGACAUGUUGCGAAACGUGCUGGAGAGGACCGUUCUGAACGUCCCGCGAUGGUGGAUUGCUCCCUGCAGGAUCCAGGCCGUCCACAAAGGCAUGCGGGGGGCAAAUUAUACCAACGCUCAGAGAGCAGGCAACGCUCUCAUCCGAGAAAGGACCUUCUUGGACAACAGAGGAUCCGAGGAAGAGGGAAAUCCUACGGCUGCCCCGAGUGCGGGAGGAACUUCUCUCGGGGAUCGCAUCUGAAGGACCACCUGCGAAUUCAUACCGGAGAGAAGCCUCACAAAUGCCCCGAGUGGGGGGGCUGCUUUCCUCGGGCGAUAAACCUGAUGAGACAUCGGAGAACCCACACCGGAGAGAGGCCACACAGGUGCCCCCGUUGCAAAAGUAGCUUCGCUCGGAAGGAUGAGCUGCUCCGGCAUCAGAGGACUCGCAAAUGUCAAAGAAACUGGAUCAAGAUGGAGUGUUCUCAGUAUGGAGGAAAUGAACUGGAGGAAUCACCUAGGUCUCUUCCACAGGUAGACCAAAGAAAUGUGUCAGUGGCAGCCAAGGUCCACGAGGAAAGAUCUGAGUUCAACAGUGGGCUGGAGAAGAAGCCACCGACAGCUCAGAAGGAAUCCAGUAGCCUCUCAGAAGGUGAUGGGAAAAAACAUUGGAUCAAGAUGGAGAAAUCUCAGCUAGGAGAAGCACAUAGGACGUUAGCAGAAAUGUCCCGGUGGGAUUUCCCUGGGGCAUCUGAAAUUUAUGAGGACCGAUGGGAAUCCAAAGAGCAUCAGGAGAAACAGCUGCUGAUGGAGAAAAAAAAUGAAUACACAGAGGUCAUGCAAAUUCUCCCACCUGCUGUUAGCACCGUGCAGACACAGAGGGGAAAGCUCUACCCCAAGCAGGUCAGAAAAUCCCGCUACAAAUCGGGACUUCUUAUGAUCCCCAACAGGGAGAACGCCUAUAAAAGUCCCACGCUGGAAGAAAACGUCCAGCUGAAGUGUUUAUUGGAUAACCGUCCAGGAAUCUCUGCAGGCGAGAGGCAACAUGAACUCUCUGAGGGCAGGAAAGGCGUCCGCCGUGGGGACGGUUUGAUUGGGUAUCAGAACAAUCGCACGCAAGCGGAUCCCUACGAAUGUCCCGAGGAUUGGAAAAGCUUCGGGAACAGAAAGGCGUUAAAGAGGGAUCAAGGGAUUCAGACGGAGGGGAGGCGAUACCAAUGUACGCAGUGCGGGAAGUUCUUCAGACACAGGCAGACGCUGACUAAGCACCAGAAAAUUCACACGGGAGAGAAACUGCACGAGUGCCCCGCCUGUGGGAAAGGGUUCACCUCUAGGGAGCCGUUACUGAGACAUCAGAGGAUCCACACGGGUGAGAAGCCGUACGAAUGCCCUCAGUGUGGAAAGUGCUUCAGGCAGAGGGUGCACCUGAUGUGCCACCAGAAAACCCACACGGGAGAGAAGCCGUUCAAAUGCCCCGAGUGCGGGAGGAACUUCUCUCGGAGGGAUAAGCUGAUCAGGCACCAGAGAAUCCACAGACGGCAAAGGCCUUAUUCGCACCCGGAGGGCGGGAAGAGUUUCGAUCAGAGAGCAGCGCUGGUGAAACACCAGGGCCUCCAAGAAGGGUGCUGAGAGACUCUUCUGCUCUGUAGACGGCAACACGUUUUCCACAGUCGGGAGGGAAGCAGGGGCUCGAGCUCCCGUCCCUGAAAGCAGGUUUUAAGCAGGUUGCAUUGCCACAGAGAAAUAAAUAUGGUGGUACCUCAGUUUUCGAAUGUAAUCUGUUCCAGAAGACCGU